AGCCUGGGCUGGGAGGCGGCGGGUGCGGGCGGCUCCGCGGCUGCGCGGGCUGCAGGCUGGGGGCGGACGCGUGCUGGCGGCGACGCAGUCCCGGCCCCGCGCCCGCGGCGCCCCCGCUGCGGCCGGAGCGGCCUGGCUGCGGGAUCGGUGCGCAGCGAUGGCGCGGUCGCGCCGGUCCUGGGCGCAGCUGCUGUUGCUCCUGCUGGCCGGGCCGGGCGCCUGUGCAGCCAGCCCGGCGGACGACGGCGCGGGCCCGGGGGGCCGGGGACCCCGGGGCCGUGCGCGUGGGGACUCGAGCGCCGACGAGGCGGUGCCGCGCCACGACUCCUCCUACGGCACCUUUGCCGGGGAGUUCUACGAUCUGCGCUACCUGUCCGAGGAGGGUUACCCUUUCCCUACUGCUCCUCCUGUGGAUCCAUUUGCCAAAAUCAAAGUGGAUGACUGUGGAAAGACUAAGGGCUGCUUUAGAUACGGCAAGCCGGGCUGUAACGCAGAGACCUGCGACUACUUCCUUAGCUACCGGAUGAUAGGGGCUGAUGUGGAAUUCGAGCUGAGUGCAGACACCGAUGGUUGGGUAGCAGUUGGAUUCUCUUCAGACAAGAAAAUGGGUGGUGACGAUGUCAUGGCCUGCGUCCACGACGACAAUGGCAGGGUCCGCAUACAGCACUUCUAUAACGUAGGCCAGUGGGCAAAGGAGAUUCAGAGAAACCCUGCCAGAGAUGAAGAAGGAGUUUUUGAGAACAAUCGGGUCACCUGCAGAUUUAAACGGCCUGUAAAUGUUCCCAGAGAUGAAACGAUUGUCGAUCUGCAUUUGAGUUGGUAUUACCUGUUUGCUUGGGGUCCAGCCAUUCAGGGCUCUAUCACCCGACAUGAUAUAGACUCACCACCGACUUCAGAGCGCGUUGUCAGUAUUUACAAGUACGAGGACAUUUUUAUGCCAUCGGCUGCCUAUCAGACCUUCUCCUCUCCGUUCUGUCUGCUUCUAAUUGUUGCCCUGACCUUCUACUUAUUGAUGGGAACCCCUUAACCACAGUGGCAGAGCCAACAGAGUCAAUGCAUUAGAAAGCCUUUAGUAUAUUUUUUAAAAAAUAUUCAGUAUUAUUUUAGCUUCUAUUAUGUAAAAAAAUAAAAACAAGACACAUAUGAUUCAGCUUUUUAGAAAAAAGAGCAAGCUGCUUUUCUAACUGAAGAGUGUUGUUUAAUAAUGACCCAUAGUUUUAGAAAGUACUUAAAACUUUUCUAAGCGCUCAUUUUCAAAUCUGGUUUCUUACUUGAGCUUUACAACGUGUCUGAGUUGGCUUGACGAAAAUAAUUAUUGCCAUCAUUAUUACACUGAUUGGAAUUUGAGACCCAAGAGGACACUCUUUUUAUGACUCUUGUGCCAUGUAGUCUUGGCUGCUCAGCCAGAUAACACAGAGCAAAGCAGAGAAAGCCAGGCUUAGAAACUAUGUCCCUAAACAACCUUCACUCUUCCAACUACAGUUCAAGAGAGUUAUUUGGAGUAAUACUAAAGAGAACUUCGCUGGAUGGCCCAAGUUCACAGUCAGCCUUCUAGGCAGAAGAACUUUCAAAUUUCCACAGAGCAUGAAGGUCUUUAGAUAUUUACACAGCUCAUGAGGAGAAUGAUGGAGAUAACAGUGAUAUGGAAAUGGUUCAGACUUAUUUGAAAUGUCUUCUCAAUUAGUAAGUAGCUAAGAGAACACAUUUUUUAUUGCCGCUUGGAAAGGUUAGAAACAAAACUGUGAGUAUUCCUGAAGAUGUAAAAUUAUAUUAAUGAUAAAAAAUUGGGGCAUUCUUAGAAGUUAGAAUUUUGACUCUACUACCACUCUAUUUAAGAAAUUAAGGUAUUCAUUUGUGGUUACAGCUAAUUCUGUUGUCAGAAUCAACGUAUGUUGAGUACAAUUAAAUGUAUUAUAAUAGACAAAUCAUCUUAAAUAUUCAAGCAUUUUGAUAAUAAAUUAACAUUUUUGGAGAUUGUGGAAAUUUGGAGUAGAAACCUUUUAAAGAUGACAUUUUUAAAAUUAGAAAAUGCCCCAUCAAGUGAAUUUACUUAGAGUAUCCAUUCACCUGUUCAGACUUGUAAAUUGGGUUAGCCGUCAGCAUAAUUUAGACUAAUGUCUUGACUUAAUGCACUUCCUUUUUUUCAAAGGAACUCAAACGUUGCUUUACUCCGGCUGUCUGAGUUAACAGCCCAUUUAGAGGGAAAGUGUCUAUGGGUGUAUGCUGCUGAGGCAUUCCCAUUGUAGAGUUCUGGAGUCUUCUGGCUCCCUGCCAUACCCCACCCCAUUGCUUUAAAGCUGACUCCAACUUUGUGGGUUUUGUGAUUAAACAACACUGGAGACUGUGAUUUCUAAUGCCAUCCUUGGAAUCCAUGUCGGAAGUGAAAGGCCAUUUCCCCUGUGGAAAAGGCUUUCACAUUCUUCUGGAACUGAACAAAAAUGAGGAAAGCAUCCCAAUUCUGUGACUUUGCACAAUUUACCAUGUACAUCCAAGGGAUGCGGGAGAAAUCCUCAUUGCAGGUCGAGAGAGGUCAAGUGUCCCUGAGCAAUGGCUUCAAACUCAAGUCAUCUGACUCAAGUCCCAGGCUCUGCCCAGCUGCAGCCAAGCCUGCCAGCCAUGGCUGAGGAGGGCCUGUAUGUCACCUUCUAAGGUGGUUGUGUAGUGGUUGUGCAGCAGUGAGGCUGAGUAUGCAACACCCACGUUGUAAAUAAGAAAGCAAAUAUUUUUAUAUUUCACCCUCUCAUGUAUAAUAUUUCCUCUAUAAAUAGGUUAAAACUAAAUCGAGACUCAAGCUAGUCUCGGUAGCAGGCAGGGAAAGAAUAAAUUAAGGGAUUUUCCUUCUGCUUACUUUCAAGUCAGGCUAAUUGUUUCAUGAACUGUUUUUCCUUGGAUUGCCAGUUUUGCACGUUUGGGCUUUGAACUUUCAGUGAUAUCUCAUUUCCAUUCGUGUAAAAUGAGCACCACUUUGAUUACCUCCACUGUCAUCUUUCAUCACCACUCCUCAGCUUGCUGUGUCCCAGCACGACUCAAUUGCUCUCAGUUCUUCAGACCCAAUUUCUCACCUCUCUUGACAUUCCUUGUGCCCAGACAGUCUCCACAGCCUAGGCGUGCUGAACUCCUAGGUCACAGCAUAACUGUUUCUUCCUCCAAUCCCCUGGAUUAAAUAGGUUCAGGCCCCUGCCAGAUGCUCUCAUAGCACACUCGGCUUCCCCAUCAUUUUACUCAUCACACUUGCCUGUAAUUGCUGGCUUGUCCUCCCUGCUAACUCCCUAAUGGAGGGACUAUAGCUUGUUACUCAUCAUUGCAUUGUAACAGACACUCCUACACAGUAGGUACUCAGCAAACAUUUGUUGAAUGAAUGCAUAAAUGAAACUACUUCUGUGGCAAGUUUGGUUCACAAAGCUUGUAUUUCACAUACAUUGCCAGACUAGCCAACAUUUUUAUGUUCUUGUACCUGUGGUCAUUCUCUUAGCAAACACUGAGCUUUUGUCUUUUGAAACAUAAAUAGAAAGAUCUUUUGUAACAAUGCUGUUUUGCCCUGUAAAACAGAUUUUGACAUUUUUAACAAUAAUCUUAGUUCAGAAAUGAGAAUUUAUAGACCAGGAAUGCAAAACUGAAUUUCACCAUCAUCUCAGAGAAUCAUCAGUUUAUGGACAUACUAAAGUUAAAAUUCUGUAGACUCAAAUUUCAUUAAUUCUUACCUAGGAUAGGAGAAUCAACUUCUAUUUUAUCUCUGUAGUCCUUUUUCUAACAUUGUACUUGUUACAGGGGAGAUACCCAACCAGUGUACUUUUGUAAAUGCCCAGGUAGAAUAAUAAUGUUUGCUAAAUUUAUUUAGUGCUGUUUUAAGCACUUUACAUGGAUUAACUCACUUAAUCCUCACAACAACCAGAGGAAGUAGAUUCUGUUAUUAGUCCAAUUUAACAGAUGAAAAAACUGAGGCUAGGCAUUUGGCAUGAAUUACCAGAGUUGGCUUCCAAGGUGGCGCUAGUGGUAAAGAACCUGCCAACCAGUGCUGAAGACGUGAGAAAGGCAGGUUCAGUCCCUGGGUUAAGGAAGAUGCCCUGGAGGAGGGCAUGGCAACCCACUCCAAUAUUCUUGCCUGGAGAAUCCCCAUGGACAGAGGAGCCUGGUGGGCGGCAGUCCAUGGGGUCGCAAAGACUUGUACAUGACUAAAGUGACUGAGCCUGUAGCAGUGUUGGCAAGGGCUUGAGACACCAUGUUAUCCAAAUCCACUUACUUUAAAAAGGCGCAUGCACAUUCAUUAAAACUUUCAUUAAACGGAACCCACUAUCCACACUCAAUGCUUUUUUUCCCCCUUAAGCAAUUUACAAUGAAUAGGAGGACUUUUUGUAGUUAGAUUUAGGGAAAGGGGUACAUUUUACUUUCUUUUUCUUUUCUUAAAAACAGUUUGAUUCGCUAUUUUGCCAUUUUAGUGCUUUUUAUGUUAUUUAAAAAUAAUACACAGAUUGGAAAAGAUUCGAAUGCAUUUGUCUUAAAAAUGACUUACCUAAAACCCAGGUCUUCCAAUGUAGAGCCCUAGUGCCCUUUUCUUGCUUCACUAUAGUUUCAAAGAUGAAUUUGCCAACAUGAUUUCAGAUAAAAUGCAGGAGCCAUAUUUAAUUAUAUUUAGUUGGCUUCUGUCCUUAAGGAAAUUGGACACCUCAGGGAUAGAUUGCAUCCCACAGAGUUUUUUUUACUACUGUCUCUGUAAUUAAGUUUACAGUCUAUAUUCAGGAUUUUGUGCUUAAGAGCUAUUACCACGGAGGUUGUCAUUCUUAGUUCUGGCCUGAGGGUCAGCAAAGAUUUUCUGUAAAGGUCCAGAUGAUAAAUAUUUUAGGCUUUAAAGUCUCUCAGCUGUUCAGCUCUGUCACAGACAAUACAUAAACCAAUGAGCAUGGCAGUGUUCUGGUAAAACUUCACUGACACAAAUUCAAAUUUUAUAUAACUUUUUCAUGUCAUCCAUAUUUUUCUUUAGAUUAAAAAAAUUUUUUUAAUGUAAGAACCAUUUUAGCUUGCAGGCCAUACAAAAAUAGGCAGCAGGUUGGCCUGUGGACUGUAGUUUUCUCACUCUUGCUCUCAGCUAAAUGACCCAGGUAUCAUGAUCAAUUGCAUAGGAUACUGCCAGUAAUGUAAGUUGUUACUGGUUAACUGUAAAAAUAUCAAUGUUAGUGAGUAAUUUGUAAAAUAAAUUAGAAUUGAUGGAUUGUUAUCUUGAUAAUGGAUUCCCAUUAGAACCUGCAUUCUAAUGUAUUUUCCAGAGUUGAUGUGAAAGAGACAGCAGUGAAGUCAGAGCUGGGUGAACAGCAGUUUUAUUUUAUCUAGGUUGAGGCAAUUGUGAAUGACUUUUACCAUUGCUCUUCAUGGUGGGAUUACAGUUGACCCUUAAAGAUCAGAAAGGCUUAGGGAUACUGAUACUGUCCUUCAGUGGAAAAUCCACCUAUAACUUAGAGUAAUCCCUCCAAAAUAUGUGGUUCCCAUGUCUGAGGCUCCUCCUAUCCAUCGUCCCACAUCCAAGGAUACAACCAGCCUCACUGAGUGUGGCACUGUCAUAUUUACUGUUGAAAAAGAUCCAUAUUUAAGUGGACCUGUUCAAACUAGUUCAAACUGGUGGUGUUCAAGGGUUGGCUGUACAAUGUUUCAGACUAAUGUAUUUUCCUUUAGACCGUUUUUAAGUAUUACCUAAAAUCUAUUACAGUCAUGGGAUGGGAGUGUUUUACACACGUGACUAUGGCAUCACCUCCUGUAUCAUAAUGGAAAGAUGUUUGAGAACCACCACAACAGUCCAAAUGCUGAGAUGGGAAUACUUUACUGUAUAGAAUCGUUCUGUUCUCUAAACAGAAUUGGUUACGUUUAACGAACAGCUUGCUUAUUCUCAGUGUGUUUGUAUAUACAUUUGUGCAAUGUGGUGAGCACUGUGUUUAUAUGUAAAUGCCUGUAUAUAUACCAUUUGAAAGUCUUUGUCAGGAUUGUUUCUGUUUCUGAUCUCUUAAAUACUUUAAAACUCAAGAAGUAAAACUGUGUGUAUUAUAGGCCAAACGACCCUUGAGUUUAUGGUAGUUUAGUUUGUAGAAAGGAUUCCUGGGUCCUUUAUUAAACUUUGCCUCCUCCAUGCAACAUUCUAUGACUUGUUAAGAAUGUAUAAAGUAUCAUUGUUGAGUUUGACUUUUCUAUACAGUUAGUUAAGAAACCAAGACUGGUGUGAACUGAGUAAAUGGCAUGUUGAUGCAAACUAUCCAUGUUUUAUAUUUAGUUAGAUUCCUUAUUCAUUUAAUCAAUUAUUUAGUUUCAAGUUAUACUUGGUUGUUUUUAUAUUUAAUAGAUAAGUAUACAUUCUUUUUCAUGAAAAUAGUGGCUAUUAAUGUGAUAUUAAAUAUGAUUAAAGAUUUAAGUGAAUCAUCAAGCUCUUUAGGAAUUUUCACUUCAACUAUGCUGAUAUUCCAUUAAUGUUUUCCGUUUCCCCUGGAUAUUGGCCAUUAGGCAAAUAGCUGUUCCAUUCCAUUCUUCUGGAGAGUGAUCAAUUCUGUUAGGAUUAUGGGGUGCUGUGGUGGUUGUGGCAUUCACCCAGAUCACUGAAGCCGUUAUCUUUUCAUCAGAUAGAAUGUCCUGACCACCUGGAAGAGCAAAUGCAACUUCUCCACAUGCCUUAUUCCCCCAGAUGCGCUGAUAUGCUGGAACAAUCUGGCUCCAGAAGUAUUAAUAAUACUUUUUUGAGACUUGUCUAUCAAAUACUAUUUUGUAAGAACUAUGCCUUUAAAUAGACAUUGAUGGGUUAUAUUUGUUUUAUAAUAAUUGUGUACCUAAUGUUCACUUGUGAUUGAUUUUGAGAUUUAUGUAUAUUUAUAAGCCUGUCCUAUGUGAAUUUUUACUCUAUGAUGUGUGGUACCUUACUAAUAAAGACAUGGAUUUCUGUUUAUGUAAAGUAAUUGUAGCAAUAUUUCUAGAUGGUUCCUAAGUGAUUGUUCUGCCCAUCUGACAUCACAAAUACUCCUAUAUUUAGAGGAUUAUGUUAGAGUUAGAAUAUAUUAACUAGAUUUAAACUUUAAAAUAUAAAUUCUCAACAUGGUUUGAAAUUCUUCAGUUGAUGUAAUUAAAGUUUGUAAUUCUUUA
Molecule: messenger RNA, 7110 nt
Organism: Capra hircus (goat)
Lineage: Eukaryota; Metazoa; Chordata; Mammalia; Artiodactyla; Bovidae
Gene: FRRS1L
Product: ferric chelate reductase 1 like
Exons: 5
Coding region: 158-1027 (289 amino acids)
Biological process (GO): regulation of glutamate receptor signaling pathway
Source: RefSeq, a predicted model, not a curated record